This is a messenger RNA of Paramacrobiotus metropolitanus, 1074 nucleotides long. RefSeq names its product trafficking protein particle complex subunit 4-like. The transcript has a single exon. Gene Ontology annotation, biological process: endoplasmic reticulum to Golgi vesicle-mediated transport. Lineage: Eukaryota; Metazoa; Tardigrada; Eutardigrada; Parachela; Macrobiotidae. The coding region runs from base 259 to 933 and encodes 224 amino acids. Gene Ontology annotation, cellular component: TRAPP complex. The record is from RefSeq and is a predicted model, not a curated record.
GCUACACUUUGUCAAUUCCAAAUUUACUUACUGUACUUACUCGUACUGGUGUGCCGUGCAGCCACUGCAUGCACGUCUACUAAAUUCUGUUAAAGUUUUCAGUUUUGCUAGUUUUUAGGCUGUCUGGUGAAGUUAAUUCUGCGUUUUUGCCUUUGAGCUGAAGCUGCUGAACUAAACACAAUCCGACAUUACAUGUAACUUUAUGUGGAAUCUGGACAACCAUUACCAAUUCGUAAUUUGUCCUGAUUCUGCUGCACCAUGGUUGUUUAUUCUCUGUACAUUGUCAAUAAGGCCGGAGGGCUGAUCUAUCACUACGACCACAAUGUUCAACGGAAUGAAGUGGAGAAAACCUUCAGUUAUCCCUUGGAAUUCUCGCUGGAGUUCAUGGACGAACGUUUGGUGGUCCGUUUCGGAGAAGCUGAUAAUAUCCGCGUAGGUUACAGCGUUCUCUCCGUAAAUGGUAUCCCAGUUGUCGGCCGAAACAUCCAAGGCGAUCCAGCACAGAAACGAGCCGAGCAAGAAGUGCUGGAAUUCCUGAACAACCCGGCCAAUUAUCCUGUUAGUAUUAAAUUCGGUCGAGCCCCUCUGAAGACCAACGAGCGACUCAUGCUAACCAGCACAUUCCAUUCAUUGUAUGCCAUCAGCGCGCAGCUCUCUCCCGAACCUAAUUCGUCGGGAAUGCGAACCCUGGAUACUGAUGCAUUCCGAUUGCACUGUUUCCAGACCAUCACGGGAACCAAAUUCCUGAUUCUGACGGAUUUGAAGCAGGAAGGGGCCGAUGCAUUACUGCGGAAGCUGUAUCAAAUUUAUGCGGAUUAUGCACUGAAAAAUCCAUUUUAUAUUUUGGAGAUGCCAGUACGCUUUGAAUUAUUUGACGAGAAUGUUAAAGCCGCUGUGGAAUUCACUGAUAAAAGUGGCAUUAGCGUGAUCUAGUCAUUCUUGUGUAUUUUUACGGUUUUCAGUGUUUGUGAUCAUCGUGACGAUUACUCCUUGUUUGCCUUCAUUUUGUGACAUAUUUUACGGAACGCCAAUCAGAAGAAAUUAACAAAACAGACCACAUGGUUGUUCUUAUUA